GCGGGGAAGGAGGGGGCCGGUUACGUGUCGUCGUUCUUGCAAAGCGACAUGGUUCGUAAGGGCGGGAAGUCGAAGCCUUCUGUCCGCAAUGGUCGCCCGCGGGCGAAGAAAGGCCAGGAAAAAGGGAGCGCUGGCGACGGCGACGGUGAUGCGGAGGAGAAGCGCAACUUUUGGUCUGUCGAACACAUUAUAGCCCUCAUAAGGGCUAAACGUGAUCAAGAUGCGCAUAUGCAGGGGGUGGGGCACGCUUACGCCCGGAUGAAACCGCGGGAAUGUAAACGGCAAGACGUUGCUCAAAGAUUGGGGAACAUGGGCGUGGACAGGGAUGCCGAGAAAUGCGAGAAGAAGUGGGACAAUUUGAUGCAGCAGUUCAAGAAAGUCCACCAUUUUCAAUCGCCGUCCGGGGGGGCUGACUUCUUCCAGUUGUCAGCCAAGGAGAGGGCGAGCAGGGGCUUCAAUUUCACUAUGGAUCGUAUUGUUUACAACGAGAUAGAGGGGUCGACCGGGAUGAACCAUACCAUCCACCCGAACAACAUGAAAGACACUGGGGCUUCUGGCGGUGUUCGUUUGCCGUUGACGUUGAACGCGGAUCCUGAAUCGGUGGCGGAUGGGGACGGAGGUGUGGGGCAAGAAGACGACGAUGAGGGGUCGACGCGAGGUUCUUCCCAGAUGACGGGUACCCCCGCUGGUUCUGGGAAGAGGAAGAGCACGAGGCAGCAGACUUUUGACGUGCUGACGAACUGCAUGGAGAAGCACGGUGCACUAAUGACGUCGACGAUGGAGAGUGCCAGCAAGCGGCAAUGCUCCAUCCAGGUCCGGCAGUGCGAGGCAUUGGAAGCUGAAGUGGAAGUGCAGAGGAAGCACUAUGCUGCGUCAGACGAAGUCAGCAAACUCAUGUGCCACGUGUUGUUGGAAAUAACGAAGGCUAUUCGUGAGUGGUAAGUUGCUAGGCUGUGUGUUGUGCAUUUGUGGCCUCCGGGGAUGUCAGCGAGCAUUCAGUAGCAGGUUUCCCCUU
Chara braunii is the source of this 1015-nucleotide messenger RNA. Lineage: Eukaryota; Viridiplantae; Streptophyta; Charophyceae; Charales; Characeae. The record is from the annotation of a GenBank genome assembly.